Molecule: messenger RNA, 642 nt
Organism: Amblyraja radiata (thorny skate)
Lineage: Eukaryota; Metazoa; Chordata; Chondrichthyes; Rajiformes; Rajidae
Product: E3 ubiquitin-protein ligase TRIM17-like
Exons: 4
Coding region: 19-642 (207 amino acids)
Biological process (GO): protein ubiquitination
Molecular function (GO): zinc ion binding; ubiquitin-protein transferase activity
Source: RefSeq, a predicted model, not a curated record
AGUCAGGAAGUGGCGAGAAUGGCUGCCGAACAGCAGGUUGUGAGUUUACGCGAAGAACUAAUUUGUCCCGUCUGCCUGGAUAUCUUCACCGAUCCGGUGUCCCUGCAGUGCGGGCACAACUUCUGCCGCUCCUGUAUCACACAGUGCUGGGAAAGAGACGGGAGAACCUCCUGCCCGGAAUGUAGAGCGGAAUUUGCAGACCGCACCCUCAUUGUGAAUUGGGCCUUGUCAAGUCUGGCUGAGAAAACUCAAACAUUAAACCUGAAUCAGAAAGUGAAGGAAAGUAAACUUCAGUGCGAGAAACAUCAGGAAGAACUGAAGCUGUUUUGUGAAACUGACAAGAAACUGAUCUGUGUGAUCUGUCGAGACGCGCGGGAACACAGAGAUCACCGCUUCAUACCGAUAGAAGAAGCUGUUGAAAACUACAAGGCUCAGAUGAAAUCUUCCAUGGAAUCCCUCACGAAAAAAAAUUCAGAGAUACAGGAAAUGGAACAAUUGCAGAAAACAAAGAUUUCUGGAGUUAGGGAACAGUCCCACAGUCUGCAGUCCCACAUCACAUCACACUUCAAUAAAAAACGACAGAUUCUCGCUGAGGAAGAGCAGCGUUUACUCAAAGAUCUCGGGGAAGCAGAGAUAAAUUAA